GAAGGGGCCUGGCCUUGCCGUGUUGGUUAAUCAUUUUCAGAUUAAACAGAGGUUUCAUAUUUCAGGUCAGGUGUUUCAGUUGGUUUCCUCAGCUGCUGCUGGUGUUCUUCUCCUGCUGUAGCUCUGAAGGUGCCUAAAGGAUGGUGCGUACGUGAUGAUGGGCAAAUGGAGCUUUUGUCGAACCACUGAACCAGUUUCUUUCUUUGCUCACAACACUCCCCAAACACUCCACGAACCAGUCAGGUAGUUUUUUUGUGGGGAAAAAGAGGCUGGACACGUGCUAAGAUGAUCCGGACCGCUGGUCUUUUGAAGUUGGUAGCGCUCGUCACUGCGUUCUUCCUGGCUGUGUUUUUGACAUUCCAACUGCUGGAGAUCAACAUGGACUUUAAACUGGGCAACAUGAUGCCAAAGUCUGUGACGGGGAACUUAGUCACAAAGCCAGUCAGACACAAGUGUGGCCUGUUGAAGUCGUGUCCCAACGCACACUUUGCCUUCAAGAUCGUGAGUGGAGCAGCCAGCGUGGUGGGGCCCAGAAUGUGCCUGGAGGACAAAAUAGUCAUGAGCGGCGUGAAGAACAACGUGGGGAGAGGGAUAAACAUCGCUCUGGUCGACGGCAAAACGGGGCAAACCACAAACACAGCGUUUUUUGAUAUGUGGGCAGGAGAUGUAGCCCCCUUCAUUAAAUUCCUGAAGGACAUCAAAGAAGGGACGAUCGUGAUGAUGGCUUCGUUCGACGACGCUGCCACAAAGCUCAACGACGAAGCCAGGACGCUCAUUGCCGAGCUGGGCAGCUCGGUUAUCAGUAGCUUGGGCUUCAGGGAUAACUGGAUCUUUGUGGGAGGGAAAGGCAUCAAAACCAAGAGUCCUUUUGAGCAGUAUAUAAAGAACAACCCGGACAGCAACAAGUUUGACGGAUGGCCCGAGGUGCUUGAGAUGGAAGGCUGCAUACCCCAAAAAUACGAGAUGUGAUGGAAGGAAGCGGCACCGCCCCUUUUUGACGCCGCCCACCUCUGUCCUCCUGACAUUCCUCGUGUGCACACGAGACUUUUCCUCUUCGUCUUUUUUUUUUUUUUUUAUAUUACGUCUAUAGCUGUUUUCAGACUGGGACUGCAGAACUGGGUCCGAACAUUCUGGCACGCGAGGAACGCGUUUUACAUCCGGGGGGGGGGGGGGGGGGGGGGGGCAGAGGUGGUGCAGCGCGGGCGGCGGAGAGCGGUAUCUGCUGCUGCUGCUGCUGCUGUUGCUGCUGCUGCUGCGUUCUCACAACAAAACAACUGGUUUUUCACCACGCCGCCGCUGCUGCUGCUGAUGACGACGCCAUUUCUAAAGUCAUGCGUGGACGUCAGUGCAUGUAUGAAAGCAGAUUAUGUCUUUGGGCUGUGAAAGGGUCUCUUGCUCAAAGGGUUUUAUUGAAAUUGUAACAUCAGCCUCCCUCCUUCCCCCCGACCUCUGAACUUCUGAAGGUUUUUUUUCUCCCCAGGGCCGUGCGGACACAAAAAUCAGAUCAGGCCAUAGACCUCAUGAAGCUUUUUGCUGGUCUUUCACCUGCACACACUUAAUCAAACAGCGUUCAGAUUUCACAAUGCCUGUGGACAUUGUGGAAUGGGAUGAAUUUUGGUGGGGGCUGGUAAUCUCAAAAUGUGACUUAACGUCUUAAAUGUCAAUAUUUAACAGACGGGUCUGGCGUGUUUCAGUCCAGUGACUGUGUCAGACGGAGUCUGCGCUCCGGUCAUGGAGGAAGACAGUUUUAAACUUAAACUUAAUUACACUGAAAGUCACUAUGUCGCGUGUAAAAGUGAUGACUCCGCCCACGUCGAGUCGGUGCUUUGUGGAAAACCAACCUAAACCGUGCCGUGCCGAGUUGGGACCAUAGUGGACAAGGGCCGUUGGACUCAGUAAUAUCAGGCAGUAAGGUAGAGCGCACUGAAUAGAAGGGACUUUAAUGAACACUCUGACAUAAAGUAGCUUUAUAGCAUGUUGCAUUUUAUUGCACUGCUGACUUUUCUUGUUUUUUUGAGGGGGGGGGGGGGGGGUGUGAGUGGCAUGUCUUAAUCAAAUGCACCAAAAUCACUGUGAAAUAUAAUGUACAUAUGUGUGAAACGAGACUGUAGUAAUAAUAUAAUAUAUAUAAUGAUGAUAAUAAUAAUAAUAAAUGAUGCUGUUCGUUAUAUAGAUACAGUUACUGUGGAGAAAGUCUUAGUG
This is a messenger RNA of Solea solea (common sole), 2202 nucleotides long. It is a transcript of the gene fam3c, whose product is annotated as FAM3 metabolism regulating signaling molecule C. NCBI's taxonomy places the organism in Eukaryota, Metazoa, Chordata, Actinopteri, Pleuronectiformes, Soleidae. The record is from RefSeq and is a predicted model, not a curated record. The coding region runs from base 286 to 969 and encodes 227 amino acids. The transcript is spliced from 10 exons.